CAAACCCUCGCACUGUAAGGAGAAAAACGAAACUGUGGUUCGCGUCACUCAGGGGUAUGACGGGAUCGCGCCCGGCUGGAGAACGAGGAGGAUUACCAUCGGUACAUGGAACGUGAGGACCAUGUACGAGUCAAGAAAGACGGCGCAGGUCGCAGAACCAACAUCACUAGACAGGCAUUGCAGUGGAACCCCCAAGGCAAGCGGAAAAGAGGCCGUCCAAGAAACACCUGGCGACGCGACCUUCAGGCUGAUAGCAUAAAAAUGGUCUAUACCUGGAACCAGCUAGAGCAAAUGGCCCAGGAUAGAGGACUCUGGAGAUCUGUGGUUGGCGGCCCAUACCCCGAUUGGGGUGACGGGCAUGAGUGAGUGAGAGUAUUCUACUAGUACUGUAUUUGUUUAUCUGGCAGUGGUGAAGUCACUACGUUUGGAUUCAGAUCUGAACUGAAAUUUCUUCAAAAUUUGGGUGCAUUAGAGCUGGGAUUUUGGUUCAACUGGUUAUGAAAUAUGGGCGCGAACCACAACGUUCAGAUAUGGUUGUGAACUUCUAAAAUGCUCCGUGGGUGGUUGGAUCUAGGGUAAGGGAGGCUACUCAGCUACUUACUCCCUCCCCAGAAGAAGUGGGUGGGAGAGAGAGAGCAAAGAAUGGGCACAAUCGUGGCUUCACCCCUGUUUCCUCUCCACAAUGUGCAUAUACACUCUCACUGGCCAGAGUAGCUGAGCCAUUAUGCAGUAGGUGCUGGUAUAGCCCAGCAGUAAAUUACUUUUCCUCAGGAAUAAGGUUGACACAGUGGAGCAAUUCUGACUUAGAGGUGAACCUACCCCACCAUGAAAAAUAUUGCAAAGCUUGCCUCAAAACCUGGUGAAUUCCCAGGAAUCCUCUCUCUGUCUAGAGGCUCCAGCCCCCAGGGCGGGGCUCUGGAGAAAAAAUAAUACAGCCUUAGGAUAGGCUCCACAGAGCUGGAAGGGAGAAAGUGAGGAUUUCCCUAACGCUGUCCAGUCUCUGUUCCUGAUGUCCUCCACAGGGUCUGAAUGAGGGGGAAGGCAGUGCUGCCAAGGCAGCUAAACCUCAUUCUUUGGUGAAGAAGGAAGAUCUGCGUAUGAAGGAGUGAUCUAUGUGUCUGUUGGGUGUCCAAGUAUUUGAUGCAUUAUUUUGAACAAGCCUAAGUAUACACUUAGCAUCUCUAGCUGAAUGUGCCUCGACCAAGAAGAGAGGCUCAGUGUGCUAGCCACUGACAGUUCCUGCCCCCAAGAGCUUCCUUUGAGUAAAGGAAACAAGUAAGAGUAAAAAGAUUGUACAAAAACGCUCCCAGAAACAAAGGUCAGUCAUUUGAAUUUUCUGUUGUAGCUCUAAUAUGUAGCUUUAUAUUAAUAAUGUGAAAUUCAUUGCCUCUAAAAAUAGCCUUUUCUCGUCAUGCACAGAUAAACAUUUAGUAGAACUACAUAAAUGAUUAAAAGAAAUUGUAUGAUUAAGAAUACCAUAAUUGGAUGGAGCAUGAUGAUCCAAGCAGCAUGAGCUUCACCCACAUAAAAAUACCUUCCCACCAAUGUAGAGAUGUGGUUUCAUCCUUUACUUUCUUAAGGAUUCGUUUGAUUUUAUCCACCGAAUGGCGGACCGUGAGAAGAGUCUUAAGACCUUCCGUUUUUAAGUUGUUGAUAUAAUAGGUGAGCUGUUUACAGUGUCGUAAUUUCUUGAUAGCCUUUAAGUCAGCUCCAAUAUGUAUAGGCUCUAUGUAGUCGUAUAGUCGAUAUUCAGACUGAAUGACUUCUGACUCUAGGUCAUGCAACGUCACAUUUAUAUCACAUCCCCUUAGACUAGAUACUUGACACAAACAAAUAUUUGCAGUAAAAUUGUUGAUUAUAUGGUAAAACCUAUUUACAGUAAACAUUGGACACAGACUUCUUACACAGACACAGUGUCUAUUUACCUGCACUAUGGCCGACUGGUUAACAAGGGAAUGGUGAUGCAGCUCGUAACUACAUGAUCCUGACAAAGAGUUUAGGCACACAUGGGCCUCCUCCCAUAUGCAGAGGUGCAAGUUAAUCCCAAUCCUUUCUGCUCAGUACAGGCUUGUAUAUUAAUGGGUGUAUACUCUUUCCCCUUAAAAUGCACUUUCUUCCACAAAAGCACCAUUAGGGAUUGGUUGGCAAAAAUUCCUAGCGGAACGAGAGGAUAGAUGCUUUCCUCAACAGCUGACCUUAAGGUGAGUACAAGGGCUAUAAUAGUCUCAUUAUGGGGAAAUUAAUGAGUCUCCACCAUUCAUGAUGGAGUUAUUUCCGAUUAUUCUUUUUAACUCCAAAGGCAUGUUUCCAUUUAGGCCAUCUCUUACAAUUGAUUUUGCAACACUUAAUAACUAUUGCUGGGCUUCCAUACAGAUAAGUGCCUCAGAGAGAUUUGAUUGCAGGAUGCCAAGAGCCCCCAAUAUCUGUAGGUGAUCUUGUUCCUGAAUAUCCAACCAAUAAGGGAGGAUAUUUACAAUAUUGAAUUUAGUGGGUCCUAAUCCCAUCAGCGCUGACGAUAGUGGCUCCAAGAAGGUUGACAUGUCAUGACCUAGAUCACCUAUUCUUUUGGCAAGGAAGUUUUGAUCGAUGGUAUUAAUUACCCCAAGUCCAGCUCCUACUCCUCUAAGCACCUUUACUAUCACAUCCCUUUUCUUCCUUUGUUGUAAGGAGGAUGGCAAGAUUCCUUGUAGCCAUGCUCCCCAUCCCAUUAAUAAGGGCAUCACAAAGGGUGCACACAGAAGAUGUAGUGGAAUGAUAAAGAUUUGAAUAGGCAUUAUGAUCUUCUUUAGGGCGAAUUGAGGUUCAAUAAUCAUAAUUCUUGAUAUAUCCUUUUUGACAACAAAAGGUCCCACGUAACUAGUUUGUGGUGGUGGAGCAAUGGUCAAUUUGAACGAUGUUUUCAGUUCAAACAGGCCCUUAACAAUCCACACCCCAAAGUGCAAAAUACUAGUAUUAACCAUGAGAAUUCCUGUGCAGGUGAGGUUGUAUUGUUUUAUUGAGUCAUCCAAUUUGCAAAACUUAGAUGAAACAUAAUUAGUCAAAGAGAGAGAACACUGAUUUCUGCAUACUUGACAGGAUAGAUUCAUGAUUAAAUGUUCGUUGGUAUAAGGGGGUGCCCAUGUAAUUUAAUUGAGGUGAAUUGAAAAUUAUGGUGAUGUAGGCUACAAGUAAUAUUUAUAAAGCCUGGUGUUGUGGUAGAAGGUGCAUUGGUUUUAAAAUUGAUACGCUUGGAUGAGUCCCAAUCCUUUAUGUCCUGUGAACAACCUAUGAAAGGGGAAGAGUCCAACAUCCAUGCACAUCCAUUAAAUAACUUUUUAAUAUAUUUUAGCUGUCCAGUUGGAUUUAGCACUGGGUCAUGUGUUCGAUUGUUGUGUAGGGUGAAUGACACCAGUGAGUUGUUGCCUUUAUUCUCCUUUAUAACUAAAUAACAAUACCUUUCCAUUACGUAGGAGUAAAUGCUGGAUAAUCCAGUCAUUACAUCCUCAGGGACGACCCAAUAUGCAGGAGUGAGAGGGAUUCGAGUUGCUGGCAGAUCUUGUUUUCCCUGUUUAAAUCCAAAAGUGCAUAUUUUAAGCGGUGCCUUAGGCGGUGCUUCUGUCCUAACUUCCUCCUGGAAAGGGUUUAGUUGGGGCCCUUGGCAUCAUUUGGAUUCUAGCUCCUUUGUUUUCCUUCUCGUAAUUCUUGUCAUACUCCUCAUCAUAUUCCUCAUUUUUAAAGUCUCUUGUGUAUAUACAUCUUUUUCUGAAUCCUCAUCCUGGUCAUACUCAAAAACAGGAAUCUUUCAUUUGUAGAGUAGACUCUCAUUCACUUUACAAAACCAAUGCUCAUUUUCUUGAACUAUUGGACCUUGACAAAUCCAUAACCAUGCCAUAACUAUAGACAUCAGAUAUUUUCCAAGAGUGUUCAUGCUUUCUUCAGUACCCUGUAAAAGAAAACAUGAAAAUAUUAAUUUUACCUAAGGUGAUUUAUGAUUAUUUUUCCUCUCUUUUUCCUUUACAGUGUUGUCCGGGCAGAUGUUUCCCUUCCAUGCUCUGAGUUGUGUGCUGUGAAACCAUUUGGUGACUCGUUUCUUCCCAGACUUUCAUUCCAGCUGGAAGCUGCAGUUCUUCUGGAGCCUUGGCAGCACAGAUGCGGUGUGUUGCAGGGAUUAGAAUACCUGCUUCUACGUGUUCGGCUUGAAUCAACAUCCUAUCAGAUUGCUGUGUGUUUUGGAAGCAGGAGUUCAAAGUGGAAAGAAAUCAAAACUCUGGUGGAAGUUGAUUGUGUCCCUUUUAAAGCAGAGUCUCUGAGCUGCUAAUGGCUUUGGAUCCAAAAGCAAGCCAGAAAGCAUCUGUGUUGAUGCAAAUUACCUAACUGAUAGUGGAAGGAGAGAGCUGCCCAUAAAUGGCAGCACAAAGGAGCUGCAGAUAAUGAACAUACCUGCUCAGCAAACAAACUACACCUCUACCCGAAUAUAACGCGACCGGAUAAAACACGAAUUUGAAUAUAACGCGGUAAAGCAGUGCUCUGGGGGGGCAGGGCUGCGCACUCCAGCGGAUCAAAGCAAGUUCGAUAUAACGCAGUUUCACCUAUAACACGGUAAGAUUUUUUGGCUCCCGAGGACAGCGUUAUAUUGAGGUAGAGGUAUACCUGAAACCAAAAGGCUAAAAUUAUGACUCCCCUCCCCCCCCCCAAGGAAGGUGGAAAAAGAAGUCAACCCUAAAAAUAAGAGGGACAUGUUAACCCUAAGUAGAAAAAAUAUACUUUUUUGCAUGUAUGCACAGUGCUAAAAUCUGAAGACAAAUAAAAAAAGAGGUCUGCUUAUAUGCAUGACACCCCUACCUUUUAAUUCACCAAAACCCCAAGGAUAUAAUUCAUGGUAUAACAAGAUACCUUUAAUAGAUUUGAUGCUAAUGUUAUUGUUAAUAUUAAACAUUAGGAUAAAUUUAAUGUUAAUAAGUUCCCCUGUAACAAUGUAUAGUGUGUAUGAUUUUUGGAAAUAUCCUUUAAGGUCAUAGGAUGAUGCUUUUCAGCUAUUACCUGUGAAUAAACGUAAAGCUUAGCACAGUAGAAAAAACAUUACAAACCUGGUCUGCUGUAUAAAAAGGGAAACUGAGGUACACCACCUCAUGAAUUUAAUGACUGAACAGUGGGAUAAUUGCCCCUAAACCCUUACAGGGUAAAAGCCAUUAAACCUGGCCUGCCUAUAGAACAAAAACACAGGGAAGUAUGGGGGUAAUUCCUCUGUUUUGCCUGCAAUCAGCAAGGAUAUUUGUAAAAGGAAGGGGUAUUUUAAGCAAUAAUCUGCCACCCUGUUCCAAAUAUGCUUCCAAAUAUGCCACAAAAGAGGUAGAAAAAUGUUCUUUUUGUCUUUCAGAACUUUAGGAAAAGCUGGUGCCAGCUAAAGAGCAACCCAGAAUACGAUGGAUCUACUUGGGGGGGAGGAGGAAUCAGUAAUAAUUGGCAAGUCUUAAUCAACUUCCAGCAUGCAAGCCCAACUGAAUGCACCUGGGUGUUGUAUAAAAUUGGAUGUAAGGAAAGGAAGGCCAUUGCAACACCUUCCCUAAUUACUAUAAGGGGCAGAACAGUAAAGGCCCAGUGAAGGUAUAGCUGCCCUAAUACUAUCUCAGUGUGAACUACUGAAGGUUAUUGGAUUUGCCUGGCAGCCAGGAGGGGUGGGUAGCCUAAAGAAAAGGCUCCAAAGAAGUGUAUUGGAAACUGCUUUGGGUGGAAGUGGAUUAGGAGUUGGAAUACUGGAUGCUACUAACAUAGAGGUAUUGGCAAAAAAACUAAGUUAUGUCACAGCUGAAAUACAAGAAAGGCCAUCUCGGAAAGCCCAUCUGUGUCUCCUUGUCAGAAUUAGGAAUGGCACAACAAUUAUUUUCUAAAAUACUGCCAGUAUGGCAAUAGCAAGGAUGUUAUUUUUAGCAGGAACUAUGGAUACAAUACAAGAAAAUGUGUCCAUAACAUUAGCCUGUACACAGGCCCAGGAAAUAAGUCAGCAAUUGGUCAUUCAAAUAAUCUGGGAAGGCAUGCAAAGAAAUUUGCCUUUGGAAAUAAAAAGUUUUGAGAGAAAAUGUUACAGAAGGGGAGAAGGAAUUAUUGGCAUUGUGGAAAUUGGUAAAUUUUACAUUGAAUACAGAUCAAACGGUCCUACGGGCGUAUGUAGUAACUGUACACCCAGCCUGACUAUUGAUAUAUAUACCCGGUGGUACCUGUGGGAAUCCAGCUAAUGAAAAAUUUGGUUAUGUAUUCUGCUGAUCAUCACUCCUAGGCAUAUAAAGAAAACCAACAAUGGAAAACCAUUGACAUUUUCAGUGUGUGGCCCAUGAAAAUUUGGGAUAGGUGUGUGAGGAUCAAAACUUACAAGAAAGAGAUGAAUGUUUUUAUGUAAAAGACAAAGGAACCCAAAGAUGUAUGUUUGAUAUAUUCAUUGAACAAAAGUCAUCUGUUGUGUAUGCGGGAAAGGGACGUGUUUGUGUUAGAAGUCAUUGUCCUAUGGUAGUAGUAGACGAUAAUGAACUGUAUUUUAUGUCUUAUUUAGUUAAUAGAUGUUUCUGCAAUAUUAGGAAAAUUAUAAGUUAUAAUGUUGAAUACUAUGUACCUGUAUGGACUCUAAACUACUUGAAGUUUAAAUCACAGUUGUAUCAUAAUAUAAUGCCUGUAACUUUAGGCAUGAAUAUGACCAUGAUAAGAAAAUUGUUGGUCCAUCCUAUGUUAUACUCCCAUUUACAAUAUACAUUGCACAGACAGCAGAACAAAUACAUAUUGACUUACAACAUGAUAAUACAAAAAUCAGCCAAGUGCUGAAAACUAUUGCAGAUGCAGGACAUCACUUCUGGUGGGAAACACUAUUAGGGUGGUCACCUUCUGCAACUGGUAUGCUAAAUAUAAUGGUUCACCCCAUUCUGGUGAUCACUGGAAUCCAACUGGCUUUAUUAGUGAGCAUAAUAGCUUUGGCUUGCUGCAUGAAGAGAACUGUUUGAAGACUGCAGAAAGCUGGUAUACAAAGUCAAAUAAGGCCCUUGUUGGUCCUACCAAGGAGGCAAGCCCAAGCUCAGCAGCUCCGAGUAUUGGACUCCUUUGAUAGUAAUGACAGCUUUGGUAAAAGCAUCAUUAAGGAGGGGACUGUAAGGAUAAGGCCUGCGUCUGCAGCCAGAUUAAAAGAGCAGCCGAGCAGCAGCCAUUAGCUGAGAAGCAGGAAGUCACAUCCUCACAUUCCAUCUAAAUGGCAUUAAAACAAUGUAAUAUCAGGCUGUUAAGAAGGAGACCCCGUCCUAAUAACACCCACUGUCACCAGAUACAGAAACAGAUCUUCAGAUGGUUAAAGAAAACUUAGUUUGAAUCAUUCUGUCUGCCAAGAAAUCACUUAUCAAUAGUUGUGGUUGUGAAAUCCUCAUUUCUUUAUUGUUUUGUCAUUAUGGUCCCCACUUCCCUAUUGUUUAUCUGUAUGGUCUCUGUCUGGUUCUUUAAUUGUUUCUGUCUAUUACAUAAUUAAUUUUGCUAGGAGGUGGGGAGAAUUGAUUAGAGAAUUUUGUUACACUACGUUAGGAUUGGUUAGAUAGAUUUCAGUAUAAUGAUUGGUUAAGGUACAGCUAAGCAGGACUCAAAUUUCACUGUAUAAACUGGGGUCCAAAAGGAAGUUCUUUGGGAACCAACUCCAGGACACAGCCCCAAAGAUCAGAGCUGUCAGACCUCAACCCUCUGCCAAUGACACCGUGCAGAACCUGUAGGCCCCCAGAUGGACCUGAUACUGACUGGCCAUCAAGAGAAGUUCAUCUGGCUUAUUGGGAGUGGUGAGCACUGUGUGUGUAGCGUGUGCAGUCUGGUUUUGGUGAUUGUUAAUAAAUAGAGGUUAUGUAGUAUAUUACUGUGCAAGGCUCUUUCACUGGUAAAAGGUCCUGCAAGCCUGCAGUAGUAGUAUACGCCUGGAGCCCUAUGAAUUGGGAAAAGGUGGGGGUGCCUAAAUUUACUGGAAAAAGCAACAGUGUCCUGUGGCACCUUUAAGACUAACAUGUAUUGGAGCAUAAGCUUUCGUGGGUGAAUGCCCACUUCGUCGGAUGCAUGUGAUGGAAAUUUCCAGGGGCAGGUAAAAAUAUGCUGGCAAGAAUCAGUCUGGAGAUAACGAGGUUAGUUCAAUCAGGGAGGGUGAGGUCCUCUGCUAGCAGUUGAAGUGUGAACACCAAGGGAGGAGAUUUACCAGGUUACGCCUGGAGCCCUACAGACUGGGAAAAGAUGGGGUACCCUAAUGUGUGCAGGUAACAGUCCCCACCAAUGAUGUUGCAGGCAGCAACUGUUUCUGGAUGAGCAUUUCAUUCCUCUCUCGGUCAACUGGCCUGUCACACAGUGCAUUGCUAACUGCAGUUUUGCUGGAACAACCUACGGGUUUACUUAAUUCUCAAUCAAUGUUUUAUGUUAUACCAGCCAGAAUAUAUCCUGGAUUACCCAUGCAGUUACAUUAACAAGCAAUUUUAUUUCUAGAUGUUUGCUAUAUUGGUUUUUAUUUUCUAAAUUGUUUCAUUUAGUUUCUUCAGUCCAGUGUAAAGGAGAAGGCGGUGUCCCUGAAAUCUUGUGUUGUAGUCAGCCUUAUGAAGAGGGAAAGCAAGCAGGAUGAAAGACCGGUUAUGUGAACUGUAUGAGUUAGCUAAGCUUUAUAACCAACAGUUUCCUAACAAUGAGGAUGAUGAGAGUUUACCUCAUGAAACCCUCCUAUUUGAAACUGAUUAUGCCCUCGCAGCUCUUUACAAAGAUAUCCAGAGUAUCAGAACAGACAACCUGCACUUGAAAGAGGACGUCAAACGGCUAGGUAAACAAAAUAAUCGCUUUCUUACCUCCAUGCGCCGUCUUAGUAGUAUCAAACGAGAUACUAACAGCAUUGCCAAAGACAUCAAGGCCCGUGGAGAAGGCAUCCACAGGAAACUCCAGACAAUGAAAGACUUCAGUGAAGAUGCAGAAACAAAACAUGGCACGAUGUCUGUCAUAACCCGUGUAUCAAAGAAUCACUAUGUUGACCUCAUGCAUGCCUUUCAGGAAGCCAUGUUUGAGUACAAUGAGGCAGAGAUGAACCAGCGGGAGAACUGCAAGAUUCGGAUCCAGAGACAGCUGGAGAUCAUGGGCAAGGAUGUUUCCGGAAACCAGAUUGAAGACAUGAUCGAGCAAGGCAAGUGGGACGUUUUCUCUGAGAAUCUCCUGUCUGAUGUCAGAGGGGCUCGUGCAGCAUUGAAUGAGAUAGAGACGCGACACAAAGAGUUGAUGAAGUUGGAGAGUCGCAUCAGGGAGGUUCAUGAGCUCUUUCUGCAGGUGGCACUACUGGUGGAGCAACAGGCCGACACCUUUGACAUCAUUCAACUGAAUGUGGAAAAAGUUGAGGACUAUGUAGGAGAGGCUAAAUGUCAGGUGAGGAAAGCUUUGGAAUACAGGAGGAAACACCCUUGUCGAACACUCCUCUGCUGUUGCUUUUCAUGCUGCAAAAGCUGAUUCUCCUACUCAAGCCAUUACAGACCAACUUGAAUGUGCCCUAAGAAUGUACAGUUGAAAUAGUGCUUUUUAAAAUGGGCUACUCUUUGGAACAGGGUUGGUUUUGGAGGAUUGGGGUGAUUACCCCUUGUCUUAGAUGCCUUAAGCACAUUUAUGUGCUAAUAAAAGCCAAAUGUUGCUGGCAAAUCAUUUUUAUUAUCUUUAACAAAAACAAAAAAAAAUUCAAGCCUAACCGAUUUGGCUAUAAUCAAGGCUAGAGUGCUUGAGAGCUUCAUAAAAUGAUACAUGCUCCAAUCUGACACCACCUAAUUUAAAGAAUGAAUGAAAGGGUCAUAGCUUAAUCGAUGAAGGAUGAGUGUUGGUGUACCACGAGGUGGCUAUUUUCUAUCUUCCACAGUGAGAUUGCAUGGGGUACAGCUCUAUUGCUGUAGUGAUGUAAUUCUGUGGUGCUUCAUAAGUUUGCCUGCCUUUAGGAAACUUGGAGCCCACAUGAUGCAAUCCUUGAGCAAUUCAUUGCCACAUUCAUUUGAAGAAACAGUAAGUCUGUUACACUAUUAACAGAAAAUACAGAAUUAGUUUCUUAAACCUUUUUACACAAGGAGCUUGAUUCUGAUCUCACACUGGUUUUACACCAGUGGAACUCCAUUGAAAUGAAUGAAGCGAAUUUUGAUCUAUUCCAGUGUAGAUAAGAUCAAACUCAGUCCCAAGAAGUGGUCAUUCCUCUCUUUUCCUCACUCCCCCGCCCCCCUAAUCCCUCUCAUCAUUGUGAACACACCAGAAUUUUGACCAGGUCACAGGAAACACUGAAAAAUUAAGACCUCUCUUCAACUGACUCUUUACUUUAGUCAUUUAAAUACUCUGUUUAAUGUUGUUGUCUUUAAGUUUGUAAUGUAGUCUCCUGGAGGACUGAAAAUGGUCAUGGCAAACUUUUUUCAAAGAUUUUUAGCCCUGUAAAUAAAUAAUGCAACUAUCUACUCUCAAAUGUGACUUUUAACACCCAUAAAUGGACACUUGUCUGGAGGUGAAAUGCAACAUUUUAGAGAUUCACACACAAAUUUGAAGUUGUAGUGACAGAUUUACCUUGUAAAUAGAUGCUUAUUUUUGUAAGAAAAUGUAUUGAUAUAGUGUGUGUGUAUAUGUUAACAUGAAGGUAUUAAUAACAAUGUUUACUCUGGUUAGUUAUGAAGACUGAUGGGGCUGUCUUGUGCCUCUGCGACAACUGCACAUUGAAAAGAGACUAGACCCCUUUAUUCAAUACUCCUGUAUGAGCCAACAUUUUGGAGUCAAAAUGACACUUCCUUUUAUUGGGUUUGAAAAAUUUUCCCUCCUCCUUCUAAAACCUUCUCUGAUUGACCAUAUUAGGUUUGGACAAAAAGGGAGGAAGAGAAAUUUAAGGCCAAAUUUUGAAGUCCUUAAUUGAUUAUAGUUCCCAUUGGUUUCACUUGAUUGAGAGCUGAAGAAUUUGGCCCUUCCUUUUGAAGACCUUUGAGCUCUGUUAGCCCUACUGAGAACAGAGGGCAAUGCCAAAAGUAUGCACAAUAUUCCAACUACAGUAUUGUUAAGCAGCUUUCUGCUACAUUGUGAUUUAUUGGUACUUUGAACUCAUACAAGACUUUUUUUUUUUUUUUUUUUUUUUUUUUUUUUCCCUCCAGAAGUUAGUGACUUCAAAAAUCUUCUGUUUGGUUAACUUUUUCCCCUUUUUUUGUCCUUUUUAAUAAUAUAUUAUUUUAACAUUUCACAUUUGUAUUUUGAUUAUUUCCUGCCCAGAUGCACCCAGCUAUCCUUCUGCACCCUUCACAAUGAAAGGUUCCUCUUUCUGUCUUUUGCACACUAAAUGUCUAUUGUAACUAAUUCUUUUAAAUUACUUAUAAAACAAUAAGGCCUUGCAAAAACAAAUGGAUACUCACUUCUAAGCUUUCUGUGCCUAGCAAGAAAAUGUUUCUUGCUGGGCAGGCUUGCCACAUGGAGGAUGAGGGCUUUGGAUGAAGAACUGUGGACAAGAACUUUUUUCUUUCUCAAGAUGAAAGUCACUUUGCUUUGAACUAAAUAUUAUAUUAAGCACCCGUGUCUGUAUUUGCAUGUGUUCAUUAGCUAGAAUUUAUGUAGGGUACGAAUGAGCCUCAAACAAGAGGGUGUUUGUGGUAUACAGUAAAGUCUUGAAGCCAUCAGUGUUACAUUUGCUGGGGGAAAUGCAAACAAUUCAAAUCUGAACUGUAAGGGGGAAGAGAAUGGGGUGUAAAAUGUACUGGCUGGCACCAGUUACUAAUAUUUAAGAGGCGUUGUCAUGUUGAGUAGCACCUUAAUACUUAGUACUCCAUAAGCAGUCCCAAUCAAGUCAGACUGUUCCUGAAGAAAGGUACAUGUGCAUGAGGAUAUCCGAAUCUAGACUUAAAUCAGGCCACAGAAAACCUGAAUCUAUUUGCUGUCUAUUGUAUCUUUUUCCUCCCCCUUUUAUGAUGAAGUUAUGUAAGUGUUCAAAUUGUAUUUUUUUUUUUUUGGUACAUGUGUGUAUCUAGAAAUGCAAUAAACGUAUUUCAGUGUAAUGGUAAAGAUACAGAGAGUCACACCUUGAAUCAGCAGAUCUAAAUAGUUCCUUGCACAUUGAUAUUCUGUGGAACUUGGAAAAAGUCACAUUACCAAACUGUCUGUCCUUCUUUCAUCAACUCAUACAUGUGCCUGAAACAUUAAUGGGAAAAAAUGUUCUGCUAUUCUUCCUUGCCAAUGUAAU
Messenger RNA from Malaclemys terrapin pileata, 12184 nucleotides. It is a transcript of the gene STX11, whose product is annotated as syntaxin 11. NCBI's taxonomy places the organism in Eukaryota, Metazoa, Chordata, Testudines, Emydidae. The transcript has 6 exons. Gene Ontology annotation, biological process: intracellular protein transport; synaptic vesicle fusion to presynaptic active zone membrane; exocytosis. Gene Ontology annotation, molecular function: SNAP receptor activity; SNARE binding. Gene Ontology annotation, cellular component: plasma membrane; endomembrane system; presynaptic active zone membrane. The record is from RefSeq and is a predicted model, not a curated record. The coding region runs from base 8590 to 9456 and encodes 288 amino acids.